ACGGAAGCAGGCUGCAUGCGCUCAUGCUGCGGCGGCAGCACGACGCGCUGCUGCUGAACGCCUUUUGCGAGAUUGCGACGGGGCUGCUGCUGCUGCUGCGGCUGCUGACGCCAGCUCGCAGCCCCAUGGUUCUGCUGAUGUUUGUGCAGAUCCUCAAACUCAAGCUGCACAUGCCCGACACUGCCGCGCACCACAGACAGGUGUGGCGCAUCAUCGAUGAGAAGACGCUGUCGUAUCGACGUGCCGUACCUGCGAUCGAGCGGCUGAUUCAGUGGGCCGCCAACUGGUUUAUGAGCAUACCUGGGCCCCGGUAGAAGAGCCAUGCGUGCGCAUGAGUGCGCGCGGGGUCAGAUUAUGGGUGCGCGGGUCGGCGGGUCGCUGGAUAGGUGGGUGGUUAGACAGUAGCAGGAAAGCGCGCGACGCAGUUGAGCUGUGAGGAGCAAUUAUAGCAUUCGGUGAGAUGAUGAGAAGGAAGGUGGGAUGGGGGGGAUAGGGUGAUGGAUGUCGCUGAGACACAACAUAUUAACAACAAAAGAGAGGUGUACCGUUCUAACUGUCAUGGGCUGCUGCGUACAGAGAUGUGGGGUGGUCCAAGGUGCUGUUAUGACUAUAUGACUAAGCAAAGGCUUUCAGCCUAAUACAAAUGUACCACUUGAAGUUUGCUGUGGA
Astrephomene gubernaculifera is the source of this 669-nucleotide messenger RNA. The record is from the annotation of a GenBank genome assembly. NCBI's taxonomy places the organism in Eukaryota, Viridiplantae, Chlorophyta, Chlorophyceae, Chlamydomonadales, Astrephomenaceae.